Molecule: messenger RNA, 1742 nt
Organism: Rubroshorea leprosula
Lineage: Eukaryota; Viridiplantae; Streptophyta; Magnoliopsida; Malvales; Dipterocarpaceae
Source: the annotation of a GenBank genome assembly
AGAUAACUGGUACAUGUUAGCAAAUUUUAGCUAUACGUACACUUUGUUGAGGUUAAGGGCUCCAAGCAAACCAGAGCAGAGAAUUCAAAAAUACUUGAAAUAGAGAACCUUUUUAUGGUGUCAUUGCUCCAGAGUACUCUAUUACUAGUACCAUAUACAGCUUUAUGGCUGUUGAGUGGAGAAAGCAUUGGCUUUUAUCUGGAAAAAAACCAACAGGUCAACCCUCCCAUCAGUUCUCAAUGCUCCUGCUAUCAUGAAAAUGGGACAGCUAUGGGAGUUGGCUGAUGCAAUAAUCUACCGAAGGUCAACAUAUGUAGUGGAGAGAAACCAGCAACAAGAUCCUGGGUUGGUCUUAAUAGCAUCUAUAAGGGAACUUGUUCUCGUGGCACUUACAGAUUUACAGGGAAGAUAUCUCAUGGCGCUUCCAUUUGAUAGAAAUUUAUCAGAGGAUGACAUAACCAUGGAAGCAUCCAACUGAACUUGUUUAUGAUAUUCUGAAGGAGUUGGUUGAUGCAAUAAUCUACUGAAAGUCAACAUAUGUACUCUAGAGAAACCAGCAACAAGAUCACUGUGCACCUAAAGAUUGCUCUUGGGGUGGUCUUAAUGGCAUCCAUGAGGGAACUUGUCCUCAAGGUGCUUGCAGAUUUACAAGGUCCUUAUAUAUCUUAUCUUAAAAUACUACAGUUUUCUGUUAGUAUAUAUUUAUCUCACAAGAAAACAAUCUGGUGAAGAUGUUGAUGGUGGAAACCAAUUAAUGAAUGACAUUAAACUGACUAAGAUGUUUGUUAGAGGGAUUUAUCAGAGAGUGGCAUAACCAGAGAAGUGCCCAAUUGACCUUGUUUGAGAUAUUAAAUUUAGAAGGAAACGAGCUUUCUGGCUCCCUUCCACUCAUGGUCAAGGAAUAUAUCAACUUAUUCAGUGUGUGAGAGGAGAAGAAAAACAAGUCUGUUGUUCCACUGGAAGCAUCAGCUGCAACAUUUGCCUACAUUUUGGAGCCUAGACGGAAUAGACAAAUAAAUAAAUGACAAGAUGUAAAGAAGUUGAAUGCUGAAAAAGAGAACAAGAUGGUUACAAUUACUUUGAAGUCAAAGAAUGGAAAAUUUAAAUGUUGUGAGCUAGUGAAACUUACCAAUAUCUUUGAGAGAGACAUCAGAAGAGGGGCAUGGGAACACUUUGAUGAUUACUUAGAUGAUGGUUCUUAAGUAGCCUACAGCCGUAGAGAUGCUAUCUCAUCAUCCGGUCAAGGGUACAGGGAAUUUCCUAUAAAGGUCAUUGGCAAAAAAUUUUCUCUGCUUUGUUGUCAAGCCUCGAAGAAAAUUUUCAUUGGAAAAGGAGACUCAACUAAAGAAGUGUUUCUCUCUGCAAUUUUUCAUCAAUACAAUUAUCCUUGUUUGCUGGAAUAUUUUCUAGUCCUCCUUGAUUUGGGGGGUGACUCUUAAUGAUUUUGCAAGCUGAGUUGCAGUUCAAGAUAGCUAAAAAAACUGAAGAGACUAAAGUCAGAGUAGUCUCCCCCUUAACUGUCAGACUUAUUCGAACAAGUUUGAGGGCAAGGUAGAAUCUUGUGAUUUCAUUAUUUAUGCAUCCAGUUCCAUCCAGGGAAGUGAGAUUGAUGUUGUUGUUCUUUCCAUCUAGAGAAAAAUCUCUGCAAGUGUACAAUUUUUCAUAGUGGAAUUUUUUAUAUGGAGUAGGUCCAUGGUUUUUUUCUUUUUGGGUUUUUCAUGUAAAAAAUUCUUGGGUUGAUU